CGCGGUGCUCUAUUCAUUGGCCCGUCGAACGUGACCACAAACCGUGGUAUAUGAGUUCUACCGCGCGAAUCUCUCAGAAAUUUCGAAUUAACAUUACAACUACCUCGAAUUAACAAAGACACGUUCAUGAAUUUAUCCCGAAAGGCCCGAAAAUGUGUAUUUCCGCAAAGUGAUCGGAUCUUCAAGCGCAAUUUCAGCAAUUAACACUUUCCAGCGAGAUUCGUAUCAUCAAGUCCCCUUUGAACUCUUCGUAGUUGUUCGAUUAAAUGGAGUGUCCGCGAGUGUAAAGUGUGAGAGCUUUAACAAUUCGCAAACAAAUUUUACCACAUUCAAUUGCAAGCGACUCACGCAGCUCGAAAAAGCGUGUAAAAUAAAAAAAGCACAUCCAGGAAUCUUUUUGGACUUUUAAUAGAACUGCUGACGAGACGGAUUUCAAAGUGAAAUCAUGAGGAACGUGACAAAAUGAUACGGCGUCAGAUUAAGAAAAAUUCAUGACGACGUCGUGAACAUGUUUAGCGAAUGACAGUGAAUCGCACGAUCAUCACUGACGGCCGAAGAGAGAAAUGACUGUUCUCAAAGCCGGAGCGCUUAUCUCGCUACUUCUGAUCGCCGAUACAAGCUGUCUCGCUAAUAAAAGAAGGAACAACCGAUUUCUGAGAAAGUUUGGUCAGCCAGAGAAAGAAGAAAAUAUCGAAAAUGCGAUCGAUUCGCACGGACAGAUGAGAUUUUUCGAUGAACUUGGAUCUAUUCAGAGUACGACAAUUUCGCGGCGACAUAAUAAUUCAACGAAGAAAGAAAUGGAAAAUAAGAUACAACACCACGAUAUACGGAAGUCAAAGUCGAUCAUGAAGCUCGCGCUUGGAGUGCUUCUGAUCACCGUGGCGACCGCUUUCGAUCACCAUGAUACUUAUUCGUGGAAACACAGGGAGGAUUGUAAAAUUGCAACUGCAAGCCGAUCGAUUAUACCGAUCAAAGUUAAAGAAACUCGUCUACAGCGGUCCGAUACAUACCCAUCGAGAAGGUUAAAUCGGCGCGAGGACAAUGUUCUCCAAAACGCACCGAGAAGAUUCACGAUGGCCGAUGAUUCGAAUGAGCAUCACGAUCUCUGGAAACCCGAAGCCGCCAGAACGAGACAGGAUCUCACGCGUGAGAAUCGAGCCAUCGAGAGCAACCUGAAAAACGUGAUAGGCAUACCGUCCAAGGUCGAACAAUAUCACUUUUCGAAUUUUCCGUACAGCGGUGAUGGAACCACUGACGCCAUAUUGGAGAACACGGAUCAUCCAAAGAAUUCUAUGUUCUCUGAAGAUACUCAAGAUCGUUUUUUAAAUCAUAAUACAGAAGAAAUGGAUUGGAGCGAGCAGGAAACAUUCGAAAAGGACUCACAGAGCGAAGAGGAAGAGGAAAUAAAUAUCCAAGAAGUACUGAAUGAAAUCAGACAAAAGAGAUUAAAUGGAGCGCACGAGGAAAUGUUAGACGGACAUCGACAGGGCAGAGGGAGGAAGUUGACCAGCAAGCAGCAAGGUGCCUUGCUAGUGGAGACACUCAGAAAGAAGCGAAACUACACCAAUGAUCAUCGAGGACAUAACUCCAAUCUCCAGAGCAGCCUAAUAGAGAUGUUGGGCAGAAUGAUACCGCAAACGUGCAAGUACAAAGGUGCGAGGUUUGAGUGCGGCCUCAGCAUUAGCUGCGUUAUGAAUGGUGGUCGACCAGUCGAUCUGUGUUCCGGAGGUUUACUAUGGAGCUGCUGCGUGGACGACGAAGACAUACCCGAAAAAGUACCGCGACCGACUGUGGGUCUGUUACAGAAUGCCACGUUUACCCUAAAUCUCGGGCACCAACAGCCAUACGUGGACGACGACGUGCACGUUUACGGCAGCGCGAUUAGGCCCAGCAGGCCCUCGCACAGCCAUGAGACCCAUCGGCCCACGUAUGUGGGUGGCGUCAAUAAUCCAACCAACAUUUACGAUUCAUCUUACGCGAUCUGGAACCACGAUCGGCCGAACGAUCUCGCAGUCAGCCACAACCGACCAACGUUCACCACUCGUCCGUAUCACACAGUUCAGGAUUAUCCACAGGACGAGUACGACGGCGGCUAUUCGCCUGCCGCUUCCGGUGGCCCAAUCGAGGACUCGUCCAACGUCAUGGACUACUCCAGAUACCGUGGCUGUGGCGAACUCUACACGAGGAGCAACAGGAUCGUAGGUGGACACUCGUCUAGUUUCGGUAGCCAUCCGUGGCAGGCCGCUAUUCUUAAGUCAGGAUUCUUACAAAGUAAGAAGCUGUCUUGCGGCGGCGCCUUGCUGAAUAAUCGAUGGGUGGUCACAGCGGCACACUGCGUCGCGACAACACCAAAUAACAAUUUGAAAGUUCGACUCGGGGAAUGGGACGUUCGAGACCAGACAGAACGGCUUGUCCAUGAAGAAUUUAAUAUCGAGAGAAAAGAGAUACACCCGCAAUAUUCUCCUACCGACUUUCGAAACGAUGUGGCUUUGGUGAAGCUGUCCCGGAUGGUAGCUUUCAAGCAGCACAUCGUCCCGGUUUGCCUGCCGGCGAGGAAUUUGAAGCUCUCCGGCCGAACCGCAACUGUCGCUGGUUGGGGACGAACCAGACAUGGUCAAACUUCGGCGCCAUCCGUUCUUCAAGAAGUCGACGUUGAGGUAAUACCGAAUGAUAAAUGUCAAAAGUGGUUCAGAGCAGCCGGAAGAAGAGAAACCAUACAUGAUGUAUUUCUCUGUGCGGGAUAUAGACAAGGCGGGCGAGAUUCUUGUCAGGGUGAUUCUGGCGGACCGCUCACAAUGUCGGUGGAAGGCAGACACGUUCUGAUCGGUUUGGUUUCCUGGGGCAUCGGUUGCGGUCGCGAACACCUACCCGGUGUGUAUACCAAUAUUCAGAAAUUCGUGCCCUGGAUCGAUAAAGUUAUGAGCUAAAGCGGAGGAGCUUCAGUCCUUCGAAGGACGAAUUGUUUUACUUGAAAAAAAGGAAGAAGGAGCACAAAAAGAAGAAAGAAGAUAUAAAGACGUGAAGUUACCAAAGUCUUAUUAUGCUUUUAAAGACUUUUACAAUCGUGCUCGAUUAUGAAGAAUUAGGCACUCUUUCGAAAGUGCCAAAAAUCAUAAUGCUUUUUAAAGCGUUAUCGUACGAAAAUCGUUCAGUAUGUUCGAAAUUAGCAAUAAAAAAAGUAAUCAAAAAUUACAGUUGAUGUAUUCCAAUGAUUAAUUAGCAACGUGAAGUUUUUGAGAUGCUAAUUAGUAGUAAUAA
Messenger RNA from Mycetomoellerius zeteki, 3258 nucleotides. RefSeq lists its product as uncharacterized. Gene Ontology annotation, biological process: proteolysis. Bases 564 to 2927 code for a protein of 787 amino acids. The transcript has 13 exons. Gene Ontology annotation, molecular function: serine-type endopeptidase activity. The record is from RefSeq and is a predicted model, not a curated record. NCBI's taxonomy places the organism in Eukaryota, Metazoa, Arthropoda, Insecta, Hymenoptera, Formicidae.